AUGCCCAAAAAGAGGGUGCUGUCGCCGCAGUCCGUGUGGGACGAGCCGGCGCUGCGCCUGGCCUUCGACCGGGCCGGCGUCAAGGCCCUGCACCUGCCUCCCCUCUACCGGCACCUGCUGCGACACCCGGAUGCCAGCUGGUCCGACGUGCCCGACCUCCCCCGCGCGGCGGUGGACCUCCUGACGCGCGACUUCGCGGCGCACACCACUACCCUGGUCCAUGCCCAGACCUCCGGCGGCGGCGAUGCCACCAAGCUGCUGGUGCGCCUGCAGGACGGACUGCAGGUGGAGGCGGUGAUCAUGCACGAGGUGGGCUGCGCCAUGGCCUGCACCUUUUGCGCCACGGGGACGAUGGGCCUGUCGGCCGACCUCACCGCGGGCGAGAUUGUGGAGCAGCUGGUGCACGCGCGGCGCCAGCAUCCCAUCCGCAACGUCGUCUUCAUGGGCAUGGGCGAGCCGCUGAACAACUACGUGGCGGUGCGCGCCGCCAUCCUGACCAUGGUGGACCCGGCCUCCUUCGCGCUGCGCCGCUCCGCGGUCACGCUUUCCACGGUGGGCGUGGCGCCGCGCAUCCGCCAGCUGGCCGCCGACCUGCCCGGGGUCAGCCUGGCCCUGUCCCUGCACGCGCCCACCCAGGAGCUGCGCGCUGCCAUUGUGCCCAGCGCGCGCGCCUACCCGCUGGACCGCCUCAUGGCCGCGGUGGCCGAGUACCAGGCCGCCAGCGGGCAGCGCGUGUUCGUCGAGUAUGUGCUGCUGGGCGAGGCCAACUGCCGCGCCGAGCACGCGCACGCGCUCGGCGCCCUGCUCUCCGGGCGCAACGUGGUGGUCAACCUCAUCCCCUGGAACCCCAUCCUGUCCCCCGCAAUGGACUUCCGCGGCCCCGCGCCGGGCCAGGCCGUGGAGUUCGCAGUCGUGCUGAGGGAGCAGUACGGCCUGCCCACCACCAUCCGCCAGGAGAAGGGGCAGGCGAGCGAGGGGUGGGAGGGGGGCCGACGGCUGGCUGAGGAGGUCGGGAACGAUGCGAUGGUGGGAAGGGUGUGA
Messenger RNA from Auxenochlorella protothecoides, 1041 nucleotides. Its product is annotated as Dual-specificity RNA methyltransferase RlmN 1. Bases 1 to 1041 code for a protein of 346 amino acids. The transcript has 4 exons. Lineage: Eukaryota; Viridiplantae; Chlorophyta; Trebouxiophyceae; Chlorellales; Chlorellaceae. The record is from RefSeq and is a predicted model, not a curated record. Gene Ontology annotation, biological process: rRNA base methylation; tRNA methylation. Gene Ontology annotation, molecular function: RNA methyltransferase activity; iron-sulfur cluster binding.